ACCAGGCGGAGUCCCGCCACUGGGGAACGCUUCACACAACCACCACCACCACCAUCACCACCACCACUGCCACCACCACCCCCUCCUAUACACCGGUAACGGCAUUGCUGUUGUCGCGGAUUAAGUUUAAUUGACCCCCAUCGAAUAAUCACGGCUCCCUCCUGCAGGCACGUCUUGGUAAACACCAACGACGACACCACCAACCAGCACGAUAGCAGCGCGGACCGAACAAUGGUAUUGGUAUACAUCAAAAAUCUUCUCUUCCCACACUCGAAACCCGCCACUUCACACACAUCCUCUCCGCCUCUUCUCCCUACGCACACAAAAACCUACGGAACCUCCGACUCCUGUCCGAACCCGGCAUGUCCGCUCCUCUCCCGUAACCCUUCCUACCAGUGUGCCUCUACCCCCACCACCGACACACAAGACGAAUCGGAGCUGGAGAAGAAGCCCACAGCGGGCGUCAUCGACCCGAGGGUUUUGUCCGACCUCACCAUUGGUUUGUCCGAUGGAUUGACAGUUCCCUUCGCCUUAACGGCGGGGCUAUCCGCGUUUAACGACACAAAGGUAGUCCUAUACGGUGGAAUCGCCGAGUUGAUUGCUGGGAGUAUAUCGAUGGGAUUGGGAGGAUGGCUGGCGGGCCGCGGCGAGGCGUAUGAUAUUCCUACCCCCCCCUCGAAAGUAUUGCGACAAUUGCUGACCCUACCACAGCGAAUUCUACGAAAACACCCUAACAACCACAAAAACCCUCAUCUCCACGCACCCAACCUCAAUCCCGCCACUUCUGCACUCGAUUUUCUCGCCCUACUGCCUCCCACCGGACUCACUCUCUCCGAUAGUCCAGAACCUGACCAAAUCCCCACACCUCGCCCCCUUCAUAAUGCAAUUCCAUCACAAACUCCCCCCACCAUCCGACCGCACCCCGCUCAGUUCCGCUUUGACGAUUGCUGCUGGAUACUUCUUUGGCGGGUUCAUCCCGCUUUUGCCGUAUUUUUUUGUCGGCAGGGGAAGGGUUCUGCUAGGCCUUGCAUGGAGCGUCGGGGUCAUGGCGGCGAGUUUGUUUGCCUUUGGGAUUGGGAAGACAGUUCUUGUCGAGGCUGGUGGCGAAGGGGUGGAAGCCCAGGGCGAAGGUGGAGAUGGCGAGAAGUGGAGAUGGGGGAAGGCGAUUAGGGGUGGGGUUGAGAUGGUGGUUGUAGGUGGGGUUGCGGCGGCUGCCGCGAUGGGGAUUGUGCAAGCUUUGGGAUAGGGGCUGUGAAGUGGAAGGGGAGAAAGUGGGGUUGUAUUAUUAUUAUUGUUAUGAUAAUACCUUAUGCAAGCCCGGGGUUUUCGGCUUGUCUGGGUAAUCCUUAGAAUCAUCUGGUAUCACUCGGCUUGGAAAAUAUGCCUUGCCCGUUGGGACGGGCUUGAUAGAAAUAAACUUUUAAUUAUU
Molecule: messenger RNA, 1429 nt
Organism: Tuber aestivum (summer truffle)
Lineage: Eukaryota; Fungi; Ascomycota; Pezizomycetes; Pezizales; Tuberaceae
Source: the annotation of a GenBank genome assembly